Messenger RNA from Crotalus tigris (Tiger rattlesnake), 3169 nucleotides. Its product is annotated as amine sulfotransferase-like. The record is from RefSeq and is a predicted model, not a curated record. Gene Ontology annotation, cellular component: cytoplasm. The transcript has 7 exons. NCBI's taxonomy places the organism in Eukaryota, Metazoa, Chordata, Lepidosauria, Squamata, Viperidae. The coding region runs from base 1455 to 2399 and encodes 314 amino acids. Gene Ontology annotation, biological process: sulfation. Gene Ontology annotation, molecular function: sulfotransferase activity.
AAUAGGAAGAACAUGUACACAGACCCAAAAGACAAGGAAAAGAGCGGGAAAAGAAUAAAAUGUGAUUGGCUGAUACUAUGUUUUACUGACAUGUGUAACUCUGUGAUUGGCUGUUGCUGCCUAAAUAAGGAAAUGCCUGACUGACCAAGGUGUGGCACUUCUAAACACAGCUGACAGUGUUUCGGACAGUGGUCCACACUGCAACUUCACUUGAUCAAUUAAAGUGCUGUUUACCUUGGAAGCCUCUGCUUGAGUCUCCUGAUUUGUCUUCUUGGAACCUCAAGUUCUUCGGGUAGCUGUUGACCCUUACACUGCUCUCUCAAAGCAGGAGGUAAGGCCAGGGUGAGAAGAGCCAGAAGGCCUUUGAGAUAGGAGCCAUGAACCCUCCAUCCUUUUACUCCAUGGUCUCAGGAAGUGUAUAAGAAUUUCAAUUCUUCACUCCAAAAUUCUGGCAAAUAACUAGUGUCUAUUUUAUCAAUGCUCAUUAUUUGUGGAACAAAAAUGUAUCAUUUUAGAGUUUAGAUGGUUUGUGUGCUACAUGCAACAUCACAGUCUGGUUUGGAAGCAUUACUGAUUCAGAAAGGAAGGCAGUGCAGAGAGUGGUGAGGAUGGCAGAAAAGAUUAUUGGCAGUUCCCUCCCUUCCAUCCAGGACAUAGCACAUACAGUAGGUGUUGCUUGAGGAGAGUCUGCAAGAUUGUCUAGGACACUAUACAAAAGUGUUUCUCAACUUUAACAAUUUUAAGGCAUGAGGACUUCAACUCCCAGAAUUCCACAGCCAGCAAUGCUGUGGAGAAACACUGCAGUAUACAUCCUCUUCACAACCUGUUUUCCUUCUUACCUUCUGGGAGGAGGCUCAUGGUAUCCGAAGCAGAACAUCCAGAUUCAGUCAUGGUUUUCUUCUAUACAGUAUUAACCUAGUGAAUUCUAAAGCUUCCUCCUUCUGUUAUGCAUUAAAGAUGGAUAGUGAUUAAUAUUUAUGUUAUAUGUAUAUGUACUUAUAUGUAAGGGUGUUGUAUAUAGUUGUAUAUAGUAUGUUUAAAUAUUUGUUAUGUAUAUGUACACUUUGAGAGCAAACAAUUAAAUUUCAUUUUUAAUGUGUGCCAUUGUGCCCACAGUAAAAAAAAUGACAAUAAAGGUUAUCUAUCUAGUAUGAUGACAUGUGUUUAUAAUAUAGUAGUCUGGUUUCUGAGGUACUUUUGAAGUAUGGCAGUGUUAGCCUUGCCACAGCGUGUGUUGAUUGUGCUAUAUUGGAUUGAACGGUUAGACAUGUUUUGAUAAAGUUGCCUGAGAUAAGAUAGUCUUGUUAAUUAGGUUAUUACUCAAUCGUGUUCUAUGUCCUCUCUUGCUCAUUUUUGGAAUACAGAAGCACUGCUUACACAAUGAUUGACUAAAGAUCCGCCUUCUUAAAUAUUUGAGCACUCUGCAGGAAUGUAAGUUGGCUAAAGGACAUGACAUGAGUGACAGUUGGGGACUAGCCAAAGUAAUGGAGCCAGAGGACGAUUUCCUAUAUAAAUACAAAGGAAUCUAUUUCAUAAAUGGCAUGUCUUCACCCAAAGGUAUAGAUUUACUGGACAGUUUGGAAAUCCGAGAUGAUGAUAUAUUCAUAAUCACAUAUCCUAAAUCUGGCACAAUAUGGACUCAGAAUAUUGUGAGCCUGAUUUUUCAUGAAGGUCAUCGAGAUGGAACUGAAAAUAUUACCCUGAAUGAAAGAGCACCAUGGCUGGAGUAUAACAUUUUGCAUGUAGAUUUUUCCAGUUACCCAUCACCUCGUCUCUUUAGUUCCCAUCUGCCCUACUAUUUGGUACCCAAAGGAUUACGAAGUAGAAGAGCAAAAAUUAUUUAUGUGCUUAGAAAUCCAAAGGAUAUCUUGGUUUCUAGCUAUCAUUUUCACAAAAUCUUAGUCAAAUUAGAAACCCCAAAAGACUUCAGUACUUUCUUUGAGACGUUUUUGGCUGGAAAAGUGCUUUGUAGUUCGUGGCUAGACCAUGUAGAAGGCUGGUAUGCUCAUAAGGGUGAUUUCAAUAUUCUCUUCCUUUCUUAUGAAGAAAUGAAAAAGGACCUGAGAAGAUCUGUACUGAAAAUAUGCAACUUCCUAGGAAAAAAGCUAACUGAAAAGGAGACGGAUGAUGUGGUAGAUAAAGCUACAUUUGAUAACAUGAAAAUAGAUUCCAGAGCAAACUACACAUUCUUGCCUUCUGAUCUCCUCGAUUUCAGCAAAGGAAACUUUCUUCGCAAAGGUACUGUUGGGGACUGGAAGAACACCAUGACUGUUGCCCAGAGUGAAAAGUUUGACCGUGUCUUUAAGGAGAGGAUGGAAAAGCUGCCCUUCAGGUUCUGCUGGGAUAUUCAGGAAGAUCUUGAGCCUAUUUCCAGCUCAGUGGAGGAAAAUAAUGUGUGAUGCACAACUUCAAAUGGCUUGGAUCAGAGAUGACCUUCCAAGAACAGUCUUUCUGUAACCUUGUAAUGCUUAAGUCUCAACUCUGCAGAGAUCAUAGAACAGAGCAACAUCAAAUUCUAUGGUAUUAUUAAAUAUUGUAGGCAUUUGCUUAUUGAUUUAUAUUUCCAUUACUGACUGACUCUGGGUGUUAUAUAUGAAAUAAAACCCCACAAAGACAACAUAGCAAAUAAAAAAAAUAUAAUAUCAACAAAAAAAUCCAAAGCUGAUAUAGCUACAACAGCCAGACCUAUUUAUUAUACUUUCCGCCUCCGUGAAGAUAUAUGUUGCUUGAUAUAUCAUCUUAGCCCAACUCCUACGGGAAAAAUCACAUUUUUAAGGCUUUUUUUUUCUUUUUUCUUUUUGAAGGCUAACAGACCCAUGGCCCUACAAAUCUUAGCACUCUGUGGAUAGGGUGGAGAAGACACUGAACCAGAAAAGGCAUAUCUCCUGUGUUGCGUCCUAAGCCUGCAAAUGCAGACUCGAGACAUUGCAAGGUUCCCGGGCAAUUGCAAAAACUGCCCGGGACCAGACUGAGUGGCGCCGGCCGAGUGCGCAUGCGCAAGGCACGAAAAGUGCCUAGUAAUGUUGCCAUCUUGUCUGGGGAAUUGGGACGUAUAAAAGGAGGCCUGCGUGCCUUUGCUCGUUGUUGGAGUUGGAAAUAAGUACAACAAUUGGAUGUGUUAAUUGGAUUUCCCUUAUCUACUAAGUAAAUCUAUGACAAAUUAGAUCAA